AUGGCCGCCAUGUCAGAUUGGCUCAUCGUAGCCGCACAUCGCAUACCGUGUUUUCUUUCAAAGGCGACGUUUCCAAUGAAUAAGGCCAUUAACUCCAAUUCUUCAACCAGGUUGCACGAGGGGGAAUAUUUGAACAAUUAUGCUGUAACACGAUUUGGACAACUUUUCUGCUUAACCGGUACAUCUAUCUAUCUAUCUAUCUAUCUAUCUAUCUAUCUAUCUAUCUAUCUAUCUAUCUAUCUAUAUGUAUUUCACCAGAAUGAUAUCUAUCUAUCUAUCUAUCUAUCUAUCUAUCUAUCUAUCUAUCCCAGUCUGAUCAUAUCUAUCUAUCCCAGUCUGAUCAUAUCUAUCUAUCUAUCUAUCUAUCUAUCUAUCUAUCUAUCUAUCUAUCUAUCUCAGUCUGAUCAUAUCUAUCUAUCUAUCUAUCUAUCUAUCUAUCUAUCUAUCUAUUCAAGAAAUGGUAUCUCUAUCUGUUCAUAUCUCAAUCUGUUCAUAUGUAUGUAUGUAUCUAUCUAUCUAUCUAUCUAUCUAUCUAUCUAUCUAUCUAUCUCAUCUGUUCAUAUCUAUCUAUCUAUCUAUCUAUCUAUCUAUCUAUCUAUCUUAUUUUUUUCUAAUCUAUCUAUCUAUCUAUCUCAGUCUGUUUCUAUCUAUCUAUCUAUCUAUCUAUCUAUCUAUCUAUCUAUCUAUCUAUCUAGCUAG
Acanthosepion pharaonis is the source of this 699-nucleotide messenger RNA. NCBI's taxonomy places the organism in Eukaryota, Metazoa, Mollusca, Cephalopoda, Sepiida, Sepiidae. The record is from the annotation of a GenBank genome assembly.